AUGGGUACUCCUGCUGAUUCUACUGAGGUCCUUCCCUCAGCUUCUAUCACUUCUAAUGCUGCUACAGUUGCAGCACCUGUAGGAGCUGGAACAGUGGAUUCAGCACAUCCUUACUAUCUUCAUCCUUCUGAUUAUCCAUGGAUGAAUCUUGUUUCCUCACCCUUUGAUGGAAGAGCUUAUGGAGGAUGGAGAAGGGCAGUGGUGAUUGCUCUCUCAGCAAAAAACAAGCUGGGCUUCAUCGAUGGAUCUUUGGCUGUUCCUGAGGCAGAUUCUGGACUCCAAAGAGCAUGGGCUAGAUGUAAUGAUAUGGUGCUCUCUUGGCUGCUCAAUUCCCUUUCCAAAGAAAUAGCUGAAAGUGUUCUAUAUUCCCAAAGUGCAAAGGACCUGUGGAGUGACCUAGAAGACAGAUUUGGUCAGACAAAUGGUGCCAAGCUAUUUCAAUUGCAAAAGGAAUUAAGUGCUGUAACUCAAGGUAACUCCAGUGUAUCAAGUUAUUUCACUAAGAUAAAAAGCCUAUGGGGUGAACUAGAUGCACUCAACACCUUCUCUGCUUGCAUUUGUGACUGUGAUUGUGGUGCUAAGGCUAAUAGUUUGAAGGCUCAUCAGGAUGAGAGAUUAUAA
This is a messenger RNA of Nicotiana attenuata, 621 nucleotides long. RefSeq lists its product as uncharacterized. The transcript has a single exon. The record is from RefSeq and is a predicted model, not a curated record. NCBI's taxonomy places the organism in Eukaryota, Viridiplantae, Streptophyta, Magnoliopsida, Solanales, Solanaceae. Bases 1 to 621 code for a protein of 206 amino acids.